GGGGGAGGGACCGGAGCCCGCGCCCACUGGCUUCAUUCAGAGCCGGCCCGGGCGCAGCCGCCGAUGCGGAGCCGCCGAAGCACCGCCCGCUCUACCAGGAGGCCCCUCCGUUCGCCACCUCGGCCCCUCCGCCGCGGGAUGCGAGCGCGCCGCCAGGGCUGAGGCUGCGGGGGUGGAGGGUGGGUGGGCGGCCAUGGGGCUGCCGGCGCUGGAGUUCAGCGACUGCUACCUGGACAGCCCGGCCUUCCGCGAGCGGCUCCGGUGCUCCGAGCAGGAGCUGGAGCGCACCAACCGGUUCCUGAAGGACGUGGUCAAGGACGGCAACGCGCUCAUCGCGGCCAUCAAAAAUUAUUCCUUGGCUGUCCAGAAAUUCUCCUUGACACUCCAGUCCUUCCAGUUUGACUUCAUUGGGGACACUCUGACAGAUGAUGAAAUCAACAUUGCUGAAUCCUUUAAGGAAUUUGCUGAGCUGCUCCAAGAGGUGGAACUUGAGAGAUCCAUGAUGGUGCAAAAUGCCAGUAAUUUGUUAAUCAAACCUCUUGAAAAAUUCCGUAAGGAGCAAAUUGGAUUCACCAAAGAAAGGAAGAAGAAGUUUGAGAAGGAUGGGGAGAAGUUUUACUCCAUGCUGGACCGCCACCUGCAUUUAUCUUCCAAGAAAAAGGAGUCUCAACUUCAAGAGGCUGAUUUGCUGGUUGAUAAAGAGCGACAUGUUUUUUUUGAAUCUUCCCUGGAAUAUGUUUAUCAAAUCCAAGAAGUGCAGGAGAGCAAGAAAUUCAGUAUUGUGGAGCCUGUAUUGGCUUUUCUUCAUAGCCUCUUCACUUACAACAACCUGACUGUGGAGCUCACACAAGAUUUCCUUCCAUACAAGCAACAGCUUCAGCUCAGUUUGCAAAAUACAAGGAAUCAUUUCAACAGUACGCGUGAAGAGCUGGAAGACCUCAAGAAAAGAAUGAAAGAAGCCCCACUGACUUGCAAAUUACCUGGCAAACCAACCAUUGAGGGAUACCUCUAUUCACAAGAAAAAUGGGCACUGGGAAUCUCCUGGGUCAAAUACUAUUGCCAGUAUGAGAAGGAAACAAAGAUGUUAAGAAUGACGCCCAUGGAACAGAAACCAGGAGCAAAACAAGGCGCCACUGUACAUUUGAUUCUGAAAUCCUGCGUGCGAAGGAAGACGGACUCCAUAGACAAACGGUUUUGUUUUGACAUUGAGACAGUUGAAAGGUCUGGUCCCAUCACCUUACAAGCUCCCUCGGAAGCUAACCGACGGCUCUGGAUGGAGGCCAUGGAUGGGAAGGAGCCGAUCUACCACAGUCCCAUCACCAAGCAGGAAGAAAUGGAACUGAACGAGAUUGGCUUCAGAUUUGUCCGGAAAUGCAUCAAUGCAGUAGAGACAAAUGGAAUUGCCACGGAAGGGAUCUAUCGCACCGUUGGGAGCAAUAUCCAAGUCCAGAAGCUCUUGAAUGCCUUCUUUGAUCCUAAGUGCCCAGGGGAUGUGGAUUUCCAGAGCAAUGACUGGGACAUCAAGACUAUUACUAGCUCCUUGAAGUUCUACCUGAGGAACCUCUCUGAACCUGUCAUGACAUACAAGCUUCACAAAGAAUUGGUCUUAGCUGCCAAGUCUGAGAACCUGGAUUACAGGCUGGGAGCCAUUCAUUCCCUGGUUUAUAAACUCCCAGAGAAGAACCGAGAGAUGUCCGAGCUGCUCAUCAGGCACCUGGUCCAUGUGUGUGAACACAGCAGGGAGAAUCUCAUGUCCCCCUCCAACAUGGGGGUGAUCUUUGGCCCCACCCUCAUGCGUGCACAAGAGGACACGGUUGCGGCGAUGAUGAAUAUUAAGUUCCAGAACAUCGUGGUGGAGAUUCUCAUCGAGCACUUUAACAAGAUCUAUUCGGGGCCUCCUGAAGACAAUGCUGCACCCCCUAUCCCACCUCCUCGGGUAGCCACUCGAAGGCAUAAGCCCAUCACCAUUUCCAAGCGCCCCCUGAGAGAGAGACCCCUCUUCUUUGGAGGGUCUAUGGAAGAAAGCGAAGAAGAGGAUAGCUGUGACCGGACCCCGAAUGGCGUAAUAGCUGCCAUCAGCCCUGAUGUUCCGAAACCACUCCAGCGUAGCCAACUGCAGAGGCCGGGAGAGCCUGAUCCAGGAAGGCCCAGCCCAGACAACCGUGGAACUGGGGAACCCUGUGCAGAGGUGGAUGUAGGAAGGCUGGUGUCCAGGCUCCAAGAAGGAGGAGCCAAACUCUCCAGUAAAUCUGCCAACAGCCUCGGGCCAACUCCCAAUUCCGUGAAGGCCUCCAACCUACACCCCAAGAAGCCUGCUCCAAGGCCUGGGGCUGGCUGCAAAGAAGGUGAAUAUGAAAGCUUCACUAAAGCACGGCUUCCUGGCGAGAAACCAGUCAUCACACGACCCCCAAUGCGACCCCCAGAUCCUCCCUGCAAAGCUCCUGUGCCACAGAAGGUGGAGGCCAAGGCAGACCUGGCAGUGGGAACAGCAGCAGAAGCCCCCUCUUCAGUGGUGGCGUCCAGGGCAAAGUUCUUUGAGACAGCUUCCUUCAGGAGAACAAGUUCUUCCUGUCCCCAGGGCAGAUCCCCAAAUGAGGAGGGAUGAAAGGCCCCAGUCUUCUGCAUGGCUGAGCCUGGAUCACGGAUUUGCAACACACGGCGUGUUGCUCUGUAAAUCAGCUCUUUCCAACCCCGCCUUUCAGCAUGCCGUCGUGAACAUCUUGCAUUGUUGUAAGAGAAGCAGAGACAUCCUUGGGAGGGACCAUAGUUCCACCUGCUACUGUAAGAGUUCAAAAAGACAGAGCAACAAUCGGGCCUUCCGCUCCUUCUCCUCCUCCUCUUCAGAAAGUGCUGCUUUCCCCAUGAAGCGUUUGGUAGCAGCUGACUUGGAGCAGCCAAAGAGGGGCCCAUCGGGAGGGGAGGCCCAUUCACCACCUCUGGCCUCUUUUGGGGUCCCUCUUGAAGAGCUGCUACCUGGAUCUAGGAACUGGGCUGCAAGCAGCUUCUGUGCCUCAGAAGUUUUCUGGCUGGGUGGCUCCAAAUGUAUCACAUUGUGUUAUUUUUUUCUUUUCAAAGACUGAGAUUUUGUGCCCCCGCCGCAUGGAGGGCAGGCAUGGGGUUAGCUAUUAACUCAUAAAAGGCUGAAAACAUUCCCAGUAAGACCUCCACACCUCUUAUUGGUUGUGCUUGCACAACCAGCCAAUACUCCGGAGCGUGAAUGGCAGGAGGAAGGAUUUUGAAGCCAGAUGCUCCAGCCCCCCAAAGGGAAAUGGUACCGAAAUUGGAAGUAGAAACCCCAAUGGUGCCCCUCUGUGAGGCUAGUUUCCCUUAAAGUCCAAAGCACCUUCAGGACAUUCCAGGUAGUUUCAUCUUUUGCCAGACCACAUUCCGCUCUCCCACCUUGACCUAUUUCCUCCCCAAAGGGCCCUUCCUGCUUGCCGUAGAGUGAGAUGAGAGCCUGCAUUUAGAUCUGCUUUUAUUCAACCAGCAGCCAAAGGAAGAAAGAGAUGCUGUGGUUGUAGUUGUGUGCCUGCCUGCCUGCUUGUGCUUGUGUGCACGUCUCUCUGCCUCAGGCAUCUGACAGCUUCUGCAGCUCCACUUUGGAUCCCUGCAGAGUCUCUGGACAGGCCCCUCUCCAGGAUUCCCCAUUCCACAAACUGGCAAUUGGUUCUUUCCUAGAAACUUGGAUAAAGCACUUACCUGAAUACUUUUGCACCAGAGAUUUCAGUUCACCUUGUAAAUGUCUCUGAGGACCAGGGUAGAAACCCUCCAGCUAGCACAUUUUAGCCAUGCUUUGCAGAUGCAAGAAAUAAAUGAACUUUUGAGAGUGGCCCGGGAUUGGCAGAUUUCGGGCCCAUUCAUUUCUCUUUAGAAAUAAGCUUGAUACUUGUACCACCCACCACACUCCCAA
Thamnophis elegans (Western terrestrial garter snake) is the source of this 3910-nucleotide messenger RNA. RefSeq names its product oligophrenin 1 (gene OPHN1). Gene Ontology annotation, cellular component: cytoplasm. The transcript is spliced from 24 exons. Gene Ontology annotation, molecular function: GTPase activator activity; protein binding. The record is from RefSeq and is a predicted model, not a curated record. NCBI's taxonomy places the organism in Eukaryota, Metazoa, Chordata, Lepidosauria, Squamata, Natricidae. Gene Ontology annotation, biological process: signal transduction. Bases 194 to 2605 code for a protein of 803 amino acids.